CACCUACCUGCUCCACCUACCUGCCCUACUUGGCCUCACGGGCCACCGGCGCUGUCUCUGUCGCCAUGGCCGUGGCUUCCUCCCGACGCUCCUCCAAGAGCCUGGCCUCCACCGCCUCCGCCGACAAGGGGCGCUGGUCCAAGCUGAAGACCUGCGUCUGCGCGGCGUCGGCGUCGCUGGGGCGGGAGAAAUCGCGGCUCUUCCAGCUGGAGCAGAGGUACGUGCAGCGAGCAUGCAAAGUGGCGGAGAAGGAGGACCUCGUCGACGACUUGGAAGCGCAGGCCGAUGCUUCGCAGGUGCGCCUGGCCGAGCGCCGCGACGCCUUCGUGCGGAACGAGCUGGCGGUGUCCCAGGAGCUGCAGGCGCUGCAGGCCAGCGCUCGGGAGGCCCAGCGGCUCCAGGCAGUGCUGGCCGAACGGCACCAGGAGGUCUUGCGCCAGGAGAAGCAGCAAGUGCGCCUGCGAGCGCGCCUCAGCAAGCGACUCGAGCGAGUUGAAGAGGCCGCUUUGCACCUCUCAGAGGAGCGGCUGAAGUGGCAAGAGGGUGGUGAGGCUGAACGGCGGAAGCCACCGCUGCGGCAGCUUCAAGAGGAGGCGGAGCAGAUUCGUGGCAAGCUGCCCCUACGGCGCCAAUCGUUGGCAGAGGCGAAGAGAAGUGGCCAGGAGCUGCGGGAGGACGUUCAGAGGUGGCAAGGUCGCUUGGAGCCCUUGCGACACGAGCUGCAGAUGAAGGAGGCGGACCUGGACGAGCGCUUCGCCGCGCUCCACCAGCGGAGGGAAGAGCUGACGAAGCGCGAGACACGCUGGAGCGAGCGCCACGCGGAGCUGCAGCAGUUGGGCGCGGCCGCCGGCGCGGCGCGGCAGCGGAAGGGCGCCCUGGCGACGGAGCUGGAGGAGCUCUUGGAGGAGAUUCGACAACGUGAACAGAUGUUGCAGGAGAUCAAGAACAAAAAGGGAAGCAAGAUGAGUGUGCUGCGCGAUGAUCUGACGGCGGCGCAGCUGGCGGAAGAUGCCUGGCGGGAACGCUGUGAAGGCUUGGAAGCGCGACAGCAAGAGCUCUUGGACCAGAUCCGCGUGGCUUCACGCCCAGAUGAAGGACCAUGAAGGAGGCGGUGACCGGACAGACAUCACCGCGACGGGAGGGUUUCAGGCCUGCCGGUGCCCAAAGUGGCAUCCUGGGUCCGAGAGGAAGAGAGCCAGGAAAAAGGAGACUUGCGAAGUGGUUCGAGAGGUGAUGCAGGUGGAAGACCACUGGAAG
Durusdinium trenchii is the source of this 1257-nucleotide messenger RNA. The record is from the annotation of a GenBank genome assembly. Lineage: Eukaryota; Dinophyceae; Suessiales; Symbiodiniaceae.